This is a messenger RNA of Nezara viridula (southern green stink bug), 5850 nucleotides long. NCBI's taxonomy places the organism in Eukaryota, Metazoa, Arthropoda, Insecta, Hemiptera, Pentatomidae. The record is from the annotation of a GenBank genome assembly.
AUAUGUUAGCAAACCAAUUUACUCUAGGUUAUUCUCUUGUAAAUCGAUUCAAAUAACUCCAAACUAACGAUAAGAUGGCCCAAAAGACGGUCAUCAAAGAGCUGAAACGUCUAAGGAAAGAGGAGAACCCGUUUUUCAAAGACAAAGAGACCCAAAUGGUGGACUACCAGAACAAGGCAGUGACCAUCGUUGGCGGUAGCGAGGACAACGAGUUCUUGAUGGGUCUUCUUUACGAGCUGUACUCCGGGCAGCUCUACGGCGAUCGCAGCCUCGUCAGGGUCUACCUCUUCGAUUCCAAGGAUAACCUCGAGAAGGCCGAGUUCGCCUACGUCAGCAUCUGGAUAUCUGAUUUCAUUUUGACAUCGGAUCCUAAAAGAGCCCUAAAAAAAUCGGAGUAUGUCAUAAUCCAUCCAAACAUCAAAUGGGAUAAAGAGCUCACACGGGAGCAAAUCAUCAUAGACAAUUUUCCAUUCUUUAAAACUUUGGCAGAGCAGAUCUGCGAACACUGCAUCCCGAGCGUGCAGAUUCUCCUCAUCGGGAUCAGAUGCAUGGUUCCUUUCCGGCUCAUCCUGGCCCUCUUCUUGAACAAGCUUCCGCUCUCGCAGGUCCACGCGAUCACGAGGACCGUCGAGCGAGCAGCCGCCAGCCUCAUCUCCCACAAAGUAGAGUGCAAUUCCAAUGAGAUCCAAGGAGUAGCGGUGUUCGGCGAAGACAUCGUAGAGGUCUAUAACGCCUGGAUGCAAUGGAGUCCGGCAUGCGACGCUGAUCUCAUCGAUCUCACCACUAUCAAAUAUGGCGAUCCAGAGCUCGGCCAAUGGGUGGAGAAGAGGGAGGAGCUGAGGGAGGCGAUGGCCCGGCUGGAGCUGCCGAAAGGAGUCGAGGUGAUCGGAGUGGACCCGCUCAAUCCUAACCUCGACGACAAGAUCGAUCUCCCUCCGCUGGUAGUUCCCAAAGCCAACGCCAAGAGCCACCUCACCGCUGCCGACUUCGAAGGGGAACAGUUUUUACCCUGUAAAGAAGAAGGAGGAUUCGAAGAGAUAGAAGUUGAAGUGAAGUCACAUCAGACGGAGGAACAGCGGUCUACAACAACUGAAGAAACUGAAGACAGAAUGUACAAUGUAGUCACUCCUGAACAAUCCGAAAAUAAGCAAAUGGAUCAGAAUAAAGAAUCUGUGGACUGGCAGGAGUGGGUGAAAGAACGCUACCCAAUCUUUGACAAUGAAUUUAAGGAACAUGCCCGGGGAGCCUUCUGGGAAGAUUUCCUGAAGCAAGGCAAAACGUCGGCUACCAAGUUCCGGGAGAGCUCCAAACCCUGGCAAUGCCCUCUAGAUUCAAGACCAUUUGAAGUUCCUAAAGACACUAAAAAACCAGAUCCAGCUCCCAAGUUGUGCUCUGAUUGGAGGAGACGGGUUACGACUGUCAUAAAGGACGAAAAUUUCCUGAAGGGAACCAUAUCCAAGAAAUGUAGAAACUCGCUGACUGGAUACGCCCAGGCAAAAGGUGUCAUCAACUACAUAAGAAAAGUCCUUCUCGCAAAGAAGAGUGUCUAUACGAAUGAAGUGGUUUGUUCACCUGGAAUCUAUGGCAUACCAGAGGGACUCUAUUCUUCUUUUCCAGUCCGCAUAGAUGCUAAUGGAAGUUGCAAGAUAAUUCAGGGAUAUUACUUGUCAGAAAUGACAUUAUUUAGAAUCAGAAGAAUGGUAAAGGAGGUGUUGGAUGAUUAUGAUCUGGUAUUUGAAUUGUUUUACUAUAACCCUCCGCAAGAAGCCAAAGACUUAUGGAUUAUGAAGGACAAACAUGAACAGCUACCAGAAGAGCCUAUGGAAGUGAUAUCUGAAUACCAAGAUGAAUUAAAAGCAGAGGAAGCAGAGGAAGAAUAACGCUGAUUCUAAUGAAACAUCAUAAUAAAUACUUUUAAAUUAUUUUGUUUUAAUUAGAAAUAGAGUUAAAAUAAUGAAUUACUCAACAUGACUCUAAAUGUCAAAAUAUUUUAUGCAAAUUUUCAUAACUGAACUAAUCAAAUUUAAUUUAUAAGAAAAAAUAUUGCGACUUGAGUAGAAGAAAAAGGCUUCUAAGAUAAUGAAAAACAAAAAAUAGGAAUUGAAUUUUGUUUUCUUAUCAAACCAUUAAGAUUUGAAACAUAAUUUGAGAAAUAAAUCUCAUUCAGAAUAAAUUAAAGUCAUUAUUUCAAAUGAAAGUAUGUUUCUUAAAAUUGUUUAAGCACAUGUACAGUGGGUCAAAAAAGUCUCAGCACACUCUAAUUUUAUUUUAGAAAAUUCUCAUAAUUGGGGCGUUUUCAAUCUGGAGAUUGGCAAACUUUGUCUAUUUAAUUAGGUACUAAAACCUCAUAAAUACCCAUUUGGUUUCCACUUGAAUCGUAAAGUAACUUGAGGACAAACUCAAGAAAACAUAGGACCUUCAAAAAUAUUCAUUCGUUUAACCUAUAUAGAAUCGUUAUUUUGACAAUUUGAGAGUGUAGGUCACGCCAAACAGCUCAAUAUUUUUGAAGACCACAUUUUUUCUUGACUUUGUGCUAAAAUUAUCUUACGAUUCAAAUGGAAAGCAAAUGCGUAUUUACGAGACAAAUAGACAAAGUUUGACGACCUCAAGAUUGAAACGACCUAAUUCAAAAAUUUUUCGUAAAUAAAAUAUUUGUAAGUUACGUUGAGAAGAAACUAUUUACCAAGUUUCAGCUGGAUGUUAAUAAUUUGAUAAAAAGGGGUCUGUACCACGAACUAAAUGGUAUGAUGACAAAAUAUUAAUAAAUUUCUAGUUCGUAAAAUAAACCUUAAAUUAAAGUGUGCCAAUACUUUUUUGACCGUGUUGAAGUGAUUUUUCGUUUGCUAAUUUUUUUAAUUAUGUAAAUUAAAUUUUUUUUACCUCAAUUAUGUUUUUUUCUAAAUCUUUUAUGAAAUGAAAAUGUUUAUAGCAAAUCAAUUUCGAAUUCUUUUACAAUGAAACCUGAAAAAAGUUAAAUGUGCCAGUAAUUUUUUGAUCCACUGUAUGCUGACACAGGUAAUUGUUGGUUUUUGAAUUUUAACAUUAUUUAUUCUUAAAUAAUUAAGAAAUAAAUUAAUGCUUUAAAUUAUUCUUAAUGGCAAUAUAAAGCAUUAUUGUAUUCUUAAUAGCUGGUUGUUUUUUUAAAGAGGUAGGAAUUAAUGUCAUUUUUUUUAGAUAAUUAAUUUAUUGUGAAUGUAAUUUAAUUUAGACAUAAAAUAAAAUAAUCAUUUAUCAAUAAAAACAUCUUUUGUUAAACUCGAACUCUGAUUUUCUUACAGUUAUAAUAUCAACAUUUUGUGUUCAGGGUUGAUCUACUAUACUAUAUAGCAACUAAUGAUAAUAGAAUAAAAGAUUUUUUUGAUCUUUUGUCCCACAACUUUUUUAUUAUAUUAUAAUUUUAAUUUACAUGCACUUUACCGCCUUUGGCCAUCAUCAGCAUAUCUGAUAUAUUAUAAGCAGUUUAAAUAGGUUUUUGCCCAUUUAACCUUGUCAAUAGAGACAAUGAUCACUCAUUCAAACUUAAUUUAAUUAAAAAAAAUAUGUGUUUCUUGCCUUUAAAUGAAUUAAGUUGUAGGAUCCAUUUAAAUUAUUAAUAUGUUUUUAAUUUUUCGAUAAUUUAUAUAAUUUUAAGUGUAGUUUUAGUUUUAAAUUAAAUAAAGUUUGUUUUUUAGAUGAGUGACCAUUGUCUAUUAAUAAGGUGAAAUCGACAAAAAACAAAUUUACAUUAUUUUUCAUAAAAAUAAUAAAAAUAAAAAUUGUGAUAUUUGAGAAGAUAUGCUAAGCAUGGCCAAAGGCCGAAACGUACAUGUAAAUUAAAAUUACAAUAUAAUAAAAAAAUUGUGAGACAGAAGAUAAAAAAUACUAUUUAUAUAUUAUCGUAACUUGUUGAGACACCAACAACCUUCACAGCAAUAUCCUAGACUAAACCUAUACCACUACAACCCAUGAAGGGUCUUGGGUUCAGUACUUUGUAAGGAAGUAAUGUUUCUUGAUCAACAUUUAUGCAAGGAGGUGAUUUGACCAUGAUCACGCUCAACCCUUUUCUCUUAAUUAAUGGUACCCACUUUAUAGAGUCUGAGUGUGCUCCAGUAGGAUCUCCCGAUCCCAGGGUCAAUGGUACAAAACAAAUAAUUUGUCUGCCGUAAGCCAGGAUUCUAACCCGGGACCUCGAGCAUUGCAACGGAAGCUCAGUGUCCUAUCACUGAGCUACCCCAUUCCCAAUCUAUACAUAAUAAGUAAUUUUAAUUUAUAAUUUAACAGAGACAUCGUAAGACUGUUGGAUUGUUUCAUUUAAUACUAUAAUAUACAAAUUAAUUAAUUUUUUUCUCAAGUUAUGACGUAUGAAAAUAUAAGGGUGUAAAGAACUCAUUCUUUUAUAUAUUUAUAAAAAUAAAAUAAUGUUGGCAAGCUGAAUAAAACAAAUACAUACUGCAAAUACUGAUUAUCAAUCCCAUAAUUUAAAAAGAAAAAAUAUUCAACAAAAAUAUCAAUCGCUAAAAAUAAAAUUAAAAAAGACAAAGUAAAUAAACAAAUGACAGAAAAUGUUUAGAUAUUGCACAAACAUAUGGGUGAUAAAUGCAAACAAAUAAUUGCUGUGUAUAAUUGUAUUGCCAGAAAAUAAAGCUGUUUUAUAAACAUUUACAAAACAGUAAAUGGAAUGAUAGUGGUGGAAGUAUCAUUAUUAUUAAAAAAAGGCACACUUAUCAAUAUAUUUACUAAUUCUGUAUAGUGUACACUUUUGAAUAGAUCUAAUGUAAACUAAUUUAAAUAACUCUUUAAAUCCAAAAGAUAUAAAACUUUAUUUUGCGGUAUAAAGUUGUAUUUACUAAAGAGUCUAUAAAAUAUAAAAUUUUGUCUUUACCACAGAAAUUUAUGUGAUAUAGCAAAAUAUCAAUACUUUGUACUAUCUCAAUAAAUAGAUAACAGCUUAUUAGUAUAACUAUUUGGAUAAUAAAUCACAGAGAAAGGGAUGCCACUUAUGGAAACAAAAAAAAUAUACAUAAAAAUUCCACCGCUAUAACUCAAUACGAGGUCUAUAUUGAAGCCUAAGAGGUGGAUCUUUAAACCUCCAUCUUGUAACAUAAACAAAUUUAAGAGUAUGAUCCUUACCGAGCAGCUCGUCAUUACACAAAAUAUCAAUAUCUCUAUACUUUUCCAUACCAUCUAAAACUUUUUUAGCGAUAAAUUUCUUGAGGUGUGUAAUUGUUGCUUGAGAUGAUAAACGAAUAAACUUUCUCUUGAGCGACUUGAGAUUGUCUGCGGUACAUUCCAAUCCGAUAUUCACUUGUUCAUCCAGACGAUGAAAAUCUGCUUCAACUUGAGUUGUCGGCUUCUCUUCUUCAGCAUCUCCAGUAGGCACAAUAACAUCUUUGGGGCAUGGCAAACCCCUGGAUUUAUAAAACUCUCUUUCUCUUUUAAUUUCAUUUUCUUGUAAGUUAGGAACUAGUUUAUAAACGAUAUCUUGCAUUGUCCUGUCAAAGCUGAUGUAUUGAAGAGGGUGAGAUUGGUGAAUGACUAUCUGGCAUGUUGGACAUGUAUUGUUGUCCUCCAAAUGUUUCACCAUGCAGCUUUUGCAAAAGGUAUGGAGGCAUUCUGUAACUGUGGUCGCAUCAACCAGGUAUCCUCUACAUAUCUUACAUGUUAUAUAAGCAUUGAGAGUUUUCAACUUGAUCUUUCGUUCCAUAUCACUCAUGAAAACGUAACAAAAUCACAAAUCAUCCGUGGCAACUUAACCAAUUGAUGGAAUGUAUAUUAAUGAACAAUAAAUAAUAAUACCAGCAGCAAAAUCAUAAAAACAACCUCCGAAAACUUAAAUACAAACAACUGGAGACCUAACUAACCUGGCUUUCU